UUGCCGUUGAAGUUGCUUACCCAUGGCGUCCAACACGAACACCACCACCCCGGCUCAUCAGGUGACUGAGAGAACAAACGCGGAAGGUUUACAUGAGACAGUGGUGGAUACUGUGGAUUACAGGUCGUAUCCAGGACAAGACCCACAAGGACAAUUAAAGAAGGAGAACGUAGAGGUGAUCCAUCAGUACAAUCCUGAUCAAGAAGGUUCAGGACCCGGUGCCGGUGUUCUAGGUGGCGCUGUUGCCGCUGUUACGAAUACCAUCAAAUCUGCAAAGAAUGCCAUUUCUGGCGGCGGCGCUGCCAGAACCGGCACCGGCACCGGCACCACCCCUGAUUCACUGCCUAUAAGUCAGGGACAACCAAAGUGAUGAUCUCAAUUCUCA
Telopea speciosissima is the source of this 385-nucleotide messenger RNA. RefSeq lists its product as uncharacterized. Bases 23 to 370 code for a protein of 115 amino acids. The transcript is spliced from 2 exons. The record is from RefSeq and is a predicted model, not a curated record. Lineage: Eukaryota; Viridiplantae; Streptophyta; Magnoliopsida; Proteales; Proteaceae.